This is a messenger RNA of Macadamia integrifolia, 1200 nucleotides long. RefSeq lists its product as uncharacterized. Lineage: Eukaryota; Viridiplantae; Streptophyta; Magnoliopsida; Proteales; Proteaceae. Bases 1 to 846 code for a protein of 281 amino acids. The record is from RefSeq and is a predicted model, not a curated record. The transcript has 4 exons.
AUGGCAACUGAGAAUGAUUCAACAGUCCCCUCUGAAGCUGCCACUGAAGUUAUAAUGGACGUGACAGGUACUCAGGUUGGGGGAAUAGGGAACAAUGAUGGUGUUGACUAUGAACCUAUCGAAGAAGAAGAAAGUGUUCCUUCCACUCCCAUUGGUAGUAUCAAUUGUUCUCGAGGAAGACCUCGUGGGUCCGUCAAUAGUGGUAUAGAAAAGAGGAAGAAGGUUGUAGCUGAAAAGGUGUCCCAAGUCCCGAGUCCCGACGCCCUACCCCCUCCUAUCUCCCUGCAGCUCUCCACAAGCUGCAACUCUCCACAAAGCUCGGCGACCGUCUCUGCUCUCUCGCGAAGCACCGACGACCGUCUCUGCUCUCUCGCGAAGCACCGGCGACCGUCUCUGCUCUCUCGCAAAGCACCGGCGACCAUCUCUGCUCUCUCGCAAAGCUCCAGCGAUCGUCUCUACUCUCUCUCGAAGCUCAGCAUUCUCUGCUCUCUUUCUCUCUGUCUCUCGUCAAGCAACGGAGAGUUGGAGCGACAAGUACGAUCGUCAAGCUCAGACAAUAUGUCAUAUAGUGGAAACCCUACUCCUGCUCCAACCACAACCACAACCACAAUCCUUUGGAAUGCUUCUGAAUUGAACAAAUUCAUCAACUUAAUGAUUGAUAAUGUAAGGAAUGGUCAGAAGUCCAACUCCACAUUCAGUAAGGUUGGGUGGAAUAACAUUAAAGCAGGACUAGAAGCAACUUUCCAACGUCCAUUUCGAAAAGAGCAGUUGCGUAAUAAGAUGAAUAAGCUACGAGGUGACUAUAAUAGUUUCAGACGGUUGCUCGAAACUACGGGAUAUGGAUGAGAUUCAAAUACUAGGACUGCUACAGCUGCAGAUUCUGUUUGGGAAAAUGCUAUAAAGGCAAAUCCAAAUUGGACCAAAUUCCGAAAGAGUGGACUUCCAUGGUGGCCAGAGUUGUUAGAGGUCUUCUCAGACUCAAGUGCUCGAGGAGAUAGAGGAGUAUCUCAGCAUACUGCUGGGAAGCAAAAGUCCAUUGACAUUGAUCUUGGUUGUGAGGAUGAGAAUGAUACACACGAUUCUUCUGAAGAUUUAGUAGGUCUGGAUGAUAUAGAGCCUAUAGAUGUUGACGAAGUGGUCAGUCGUUCUACAACAAAGCGGAAGCGUGAUAGAACUAUGUUAGUUGCUACCAUUAAUGUU